AUGUCCGCGGCCGGACUUGACUCCUCCGGUGUCCAAAUCUUGGCACAGCUGAGGCGUCCAUCCUGGGAUCCAGCCGGCCUCAGCCCGGCUGGCGUUCAUGUCAAGCUGAUUACACUGCCCAAACCAAACAAGUUCAAUGCAAGAUUAAUCAUCUUGACUAUCCACCUGGUACAUACGAUACCCCCCUAUUGUCUUGAGUCACUCCUUAAAGACUGGAGCUGGCUUGAACACCUAGGAAGUGACGUCUCUUGGCCUCACGAUCAGAACUCGAAAUCGGCAAAGCCCUGCAAGACGCUCUCAAGGCUAAAAGACAUCCUGGCUUACUUUGUCGACAUUAGCACCUCCUUUCCGAGUUCCGACUGUCUAUUGGGCCUGCCAUCGAUCAAUCCACUCACCGAGGCAGCCUCGUCUUUUUAA
Puccinia triticina is the source of this 417-nucleotide messenger RNA. RefSeq lists its product as uncharacterized. The coding region runs from base 1 to 417 and encodes 138 amino acids. NCBI's taxonomy places the organism in Eukaryota, Fungi, Basidiomycota, Pucciniomycetes, Pucciniales, Pucciniaceae. The transcript has 6 exons. The record is from RefSeq and is a predicted model, not a curated record.